AUGACGACAAGCAGGUCACUGAACCCUAGCGUCGCGUGGAACGACGGAGCUCCCCUCCAAGCCUCGGGUUGUCUCGAGGAAGCUAACGGCGGCGAGGCGCAAUGCGGCGAGCUCGAGGCUUUAGACAUGGAAUCCCUCCAGAGGUGGGGCGUCUGCACAGAUUGCAAGACUUUCACUCAGUGGUGGAAUACCCUCCAACUUAUCAGCUUGCUCUCAUCUUCUCAGGAUAGUUCAUCUUGGAUUGGGAGGAAACAAACUACAAGGACAAUUACUUCUCUAGUGAACCUGCAUAAGCUAGAGCGAUUCAGUGUUGCUUUCAACCGUCUUGGGAGCAAAGGGAGAAUCGGUCAAGACUUGAGCUUUCUCUGCGACUUGACUAAUGCUACAAGUUUAUACAUCCUGCAACUUCAAGUAAACAGCUUUGGGGAGAUAUUACCUCAAUGCACAACUAACUUGUCAUCUUCUCUUAAUUACUUCUAUGUACCAGUUAAUAAGAUACAUGGAAGUGUCCCAUAUGGGUUUGGCAAUCUGGCUAAGCUGGAGAGUCUAUGGUUGUCUGAGAAUCAAUUUUCAGGUAUUAUCCCAUCUGAUGUAGGAAAGCUUCCAAACUUGUAUGAGUUAUACAUGAAAAUGAGUUUGUACUCUGGGAACAUUCCAGCCUCUAUUGGAAAUUUGAGUCGAUUAACUGAACUUUAUUUAGAAGAAAACAGACUUGAAGGAAACCCUGAGCAAGACGCGACCUCCCUCGCCGCCAUGAAGCUCGCGCGACAACCCGAGGCCCCAGCGUUUUCCUCCGCCGUCCAAUCUCCGUCUCCGGCAACAAGUCUUUGGUUUAUCAUCUUCAUAUCUGGUUUUGGAUUUAUCUCAAAAUCAAUUAACUGGUUCUGUGCCAAAGGAAGUCGGCAAUUUAAUAAAUCUGGAGUACUUGAUGUUUCUGAAAACAUGUUAUUUGGUGAAAUUCCGGGUACCCUUGGUAGCUGUGUAAAGCUUGAAUAUCUUAACAUGCAAGGGAACUUCCUCCGGGGGCCAAUUCCGUCCUCUUUGGCUUCUCUAAGAGGCAUUCAAGAAUUGUAUCUCUCUCGAAACAACCUAGCUAACAGGUACAAUUCCAGAGUUUCUGGAGCAUUUUGCAUUUCUGCAGCUUUGAACCUAUCUUAUAACAAUUUGGAGGGAAUGACACCAAGUGAAGGUGUGUUUAAGAAUGCCACUGGUACAUCUUUAAAAGGAAACAUGAAACUGUGCGGCAGCAUACCUGACUUUCAGUUGCCACCAUGCAAAAUCCAACAUCCCAAACGGUAA
Molecule: messenger RNA, 1299 nt
Organism: Argentina anserina (silverweed cinquefoil)
Lineage: Eukaryota; Viridiplantae; Streptophyta; Magnoliopsida; Rosales; Rosaceae
Product: receptor kinase-like protein Xa21
Exons: 5
Coding region: 1-1299 (432 amino acids)
Molecular function (GO): protein binding
Source: RefSeq, a predicted model, not a curated record